AUGAUGGACGAGACACAAUCAUCAACAACAUUAUUCAAAUCUUUAUCACUCAAUAGUCUAGAAACUGCCACUUCUACUACCGUUGUAGAGGAGACUAAGGAGGUAUACAUGGACGGUGCUGAUACUGAGGAGGUUGCAGCACCCUCAUCAUCAUCUUCACCAUACAUAUAUUAUAACAAAGACUUGAUCGACCAAUGUAUAAGCGAUAGUCAACAACAACAUGGAGCCAGUCCUCGUAACCUUUAUAACUUCAACAACAACAACAACAACAAUGUCACAACAACAACAACUACUCAAUCACAAUCACAAUCACAAUCACAAACAAGUUUCACUCCACCUUCAUAUUAUCAGGGUGCAAGGGGCGGUGGCACAACUCCGCCAUUGUCAGUGUCCAACUCAUCGAUAUUCACUGAUCACGAUCAUUCAGAACUCCCAAGCAAUGCCAAGCCCAAGAGCAACAGCGGUGGCAACAGUGCCAGCCCAUCGCUACACAGUUCACUUCAUAACAUACCCACUAUGAUCACUACGACCAACACCUCGUCGUCGUCAACUUCACCAUCAAUCAGCGUGCCUCCACCAAUACCAGCGCGUUCACACAAGCGAUUCCACUCGGCUUCGACACCAUCCACCCCGACAUUGGAGCCCAGGGGCUUGGCCAGCAGUCUGGGCACAAGCUUUGGCAACAUUUCAAACAAGAUCUCGGCCUCCCCACUCAAGUCAAAGCUGUUCAAGGUCAUUACCAACGUCAAGAACAACUCGACUGUCGAGUCUAUUCUAAAUUUGUCAUCGUCUUCCAACUCAACACCGACGUCUUCGUCGCCGGCUGCAUCGGCAUCGACGACACCGACACCGGGCAAGGUGCCGGCUUCAUCAUUCUCCGAGCCGCCAUCUGUCUCCACGUCACUGUCCACUUCACCCGCGACCAAUACAUCAAUCCUCGCGCCACUCGUCGAACAAAAGAGUGAGCAACUGUUGGUGGACCUCAACUUUGAUGACUUUGGCAGCCGCGUGGUCGUGGCGCCCAUGCCAUCAACUCCACCACCGUCACAUCAAUCAAGCAGCUAUGAGCUGUUGACGCCAGAGCUGCGACAGUUGGACCUUCAACACUUGCUCCCAAUGCCCAGCUCGGACACUUAUGCGACCUCCCCAGCAACACCUUUGCAGGGCACACCCACACAACGUCGAACACCAAUGCUCCACCUCUCAUACAAGUCGUCUCUGCUCAAUCAGGUGUCACAGCAACAGAGCCGAUCAGAGCGCUCAAUGUUCUCGAUGCCUCUGCUCGACAUCAGCCCAUAUCCUAAGUUGGGAGGCGAAGACUCCUUUGCCGCCAGCUCCACCGAGACCGUCUCCUACGAGUAUCUGUCCAGCUCGGACGGCGCCUACUCCUCGUCCAGCGACUACUCCUCGCCAUCUUCCGCCUCGCACUACCCUUCUCUAAGGAGCAGCGCCAACCGCCAGGACAUAUCCCUGCAACGCUUCAAGCCCCUGCCACCCCUGCCCUACUCUGAGAGCAUGUCCAACUCGCGAGGCAGUGGCGGCCUGUCCAACAGUGGCGGAUCGGGCACACAACCCCUGUACAAUAAGCUCUCAUCAAUCAUUCAGUUCAUCUCAAUAUCGCUGCCAGACGUGGUGACACGCGGCAACGACUCAGAGUCGACGCCCAUCAGCGACGAGCAGUACCGUGACCUGACGCAGUACCUCAAUGAGAGCGGCGAUCGCUGUAAGAUCUCUCAGCACAUUCAGUGGCACUUGGAGCAGCCCGUGGUCAACGUGGAGAUUGUCAAGUUGCUGGGCACACAUUACGGCUUCACAGAUGCGAGCCGCGCACAGUCCUGGAUGCUCAUGACCGGGUACAUGCCGGCCAACGUCGAUAAUCGUCAUGCAGUGCUACAGAACAAACGAAUGCAAUAUGGAAUGCUGAUCAAGAAAUAUUAUAACGAUUACAAACUAUACCAGUUGGAUGAUGUUGACAUCAAUGUUGGCAUCAAACUGCGUAACAACGUGUCUGAUCUCUGGAAUACCACUGCCAACAUCUAUCAAUCAGUCGUCGAUAAGGUUAAGUUCAAUGAUCUUGUGCAACAAGUACACAUCGAUGUCAUCCGAACGCGACCCGACGGCUUCUACGAUCUGUUUGAGAUCAAGUUCAUUGAACAGAUGAUCGAGAGGAUAUUGGUUGUUUGGUCGAAUGAGAACCAGGAUGUGUCAUACUUCCAGGGUCUGAAUGACCUGAUAUGUCCAUUCCUCAUCGUGUUCCUAUCGGAUGCACUGCAGCAGUAUAACACAGAUCGUAACCCGACGUAUCCAUCACUGGACCCACUGGCAGACUUACAAUUCAACUUGGUCAAGACAUUGGGCGAUGGUGUUGGCGUCAAAGAACUGCUGGACACCAAUCGAUACGACAUUCUAUCACGAGUUGAGGCAGACAUCUUCUGGUGUCUCAGUCAUCUCAUGAACUCUGUCAAGUCAUACGCCGCCAACACUGGUUGUGGAUUGCCCGCCGAAGGAAUGAUGAAGAAGCUCGAGUCUCUAGUGAAGGAGUCAAACGAGGAGUUAUACAAUCACUUCAAGAAACAUGACAUUGACUUUAGCCAUUUCUCAUUCCGUUGGAUGGUCUGCUUCUUGAUCAGGGAGAUGUCAUUCGAAACUGGAAUCAAGUUAUGGGAUAGAUAUAUGUGCGAUAAGAACAGUGAGGGAUUCUCAGUGCUGCACAUAUGCUUCUGCGCCACAUUGUUGUCCAAUUGGAGUGCCGAGUUGUUGAAUAUGGGCUUCAUGGAACUAGUUACCUAUCUUCAAAAGUCUGACAUACUGCCAAAGGAUCAAUUGGAUUCAUUCCUGCGGAGUGCCUCUGAUAUGCGAGACAAUUACAGAGAUAUACUAUAA
Messenger RNA from Acytostelium subglobosum LB1, 2883 nucleotides. RefSeq lists its product as hypothetical. Gene Ontology annotation, molecular function: GTPase activator activity. Lineage: Eukaryota; Evosea; Eumycetozoa; Acytosteliales; Acytosteliaceae. The transcript is spliced from 4 exons. The record is from RefSeq and is a predicted model, not a curated record. Bases 1 to 2883 code for a protein of 960 amino acids. Gene Ontology annotation, biological process: activation of GTPase activity.